Molecule: messenger RNA, 915 nt
Organism: Egretta garzetta (little egret)
Lineage: Eukaryota; Metazoa; Chordata; Aves; Pelecaniformes; Ardeidae
Gene: CD8B
Product: CD8b molecule
Exons: 7
Biological process (GO): regulation of immune response
Cellular component (GO): cell surface
Molecular function (GO): MHC class I protein binding; coreceptor activity
Source: RefSeq, a predicted model, not a curated record
AUGGGCGAAGCGAAGCAGAAGCGUAUUUUCAUUUUUUUUCUUCCUAAAGGGGACUUUGGGGGAUCCUGUGCAGUGCUGGAGAAGCACAUGGGGCUGCUGUCCUGAUGCACACCUGGAUUUGGGGCUCGGCGCAGAAGAAGCUGCCGGGGAAGAUGCCUUUUGGCAGCUGUCGGUGAGACAUCUGGGCCGAGACGGGGGAGAACCUCUUGGGGUGAAGCCAGCCCUACCCACCAAGAGGUAACCGUGUGCGGAAAGGGGGAGCUGGCACAAAACCCCGCCGUCAUUGACUCCACCACCAUGGCCCGGCUGUGGCUCCAUCUCUGCAUCUGCCUCCAGAUCCUAGGUUUCUGUACAAAUCUACUUCUAUCCCAAACUCCAGAGUAUGUUUUAGCCCAAACUAAUAAUAAUACAGAAAUCUUCUGUGAGCUGAAGAAGGAGAAUACUGGGGUCUACUGGUACCGCUGGAGCCAGGAAAGGCAAAAUUUCGAGUUCUUGAUGUUUUUCAACGUGUUGGGCAAACCCACGUAUGGUGCAAACAUCAGCCAGGACAAGUUUAGUGUCCACAGGGCAAGAUCCCACACCUCCUACAGCCUGCACAUCAGCCACCUCCAAGCCUCGGACAACGGCACCUAUUACUGCUCCGUCUCCCAGUCCUCCGAGCUCCUCCUGGGCAGCGGGACACGGCUUGGUGUGGUUGAUGUUUUGCCUCUGCCGCUGAAGACCACUCAGGCACCGCUCUCCAAAAAGCCCAUGUGGUGCAUAACCAAAAGAAAAGCUGCUGGCAAGAAAGGUGCCUGCAGCCCCUUGGUCUGGGUCCCCCUGGCCACCAGCAUCCCAAUCCUCCUGCUGAGCCUGAUCCCCACUGCCUACCGCCUUCACCGUCUGCGACAGUGGCUUCGCGUCCACAGGCAGUAA